AAGGAAUGUGCGCAGAUUGAAACGCCACUUAAUCGUUGAACUUUGGUGGAAUUGUUUUCAGGGUGAAUAUGGGUUUAGUGGACAGACCAAUUAUAAUUGAUGGGAAAGAUCAUUUAUUGGGUCGUUUAGCGUCAACUAUCGCAAAGCAGCUGUUGUUGGGACAGAAAGUUGUUGUUGUGAGAUGUGAAGCAAUCGUAAUAUCUGGCAAUUUCCAUCGAUCCAAACUGAAGUAUUUAAGCUUUUUGCGUAAGCGAUGUAAUGUGAAACCAGCCCGAGGACCCUACCAUCUUCGUGCACCAAGUCGUAUCUUAUGGCGAACGGUCAGAGGUAUGUUACCACAUAAGACGUAUCGUGGUAAGAAUGCCCUGAUGAGACUAAAAACAUUCGAUGGUAUUCCUCAACCAUAUGACCGUGUUCAGCGUAUGGUACAUCCGUCAUCGAUGCGUCAUAUGGCUUUGAAACCACGCCGAAAACACUGCACUGUCGGACGUUUGGCACAUGAAGUUGGCUGGCAGUACAAAGAUGUUGUCGAGAAGCUCGAGACGAGACGCAAGGUGAAGAGUGCGGCAUUCUAUGAGCACAAGAAAGCGAUGAAUAAAUUGCGUUUGAAGGCUUUGGAAACGGCCAAGAACAAAGCGUCACUUUUGCAGAAGAUUAUUGAAUCGUACGGAUAUGAAUGAGUGAACAGUUGAGAAUUGUUUUGUUACGUUAUGUUAAAGAUAUGAUUUGAUACUGUUUUUGUUGUAUAACAAAUGAAACAUUGUCAUAAAAUUUGUUUUUUGUUUUUGUUCACUCCUCGUUGCAUCAUUCAUUAUUUUUCAUUUACUCUACAAUCGUUUUAUCAAACUUUUGCGCUCUUGAAU
Anisakis simplex (herring worm) is the source of this 863-nucleotide messenger RNA. The record is from the annotation of a GenBank genome assembly. NCBI's taxonomy places the organism in Eukaryota, Metazoa, Nematoda, Chromadorea, Rhabditida, Anisakidae.